Messenger RNA from Arctia plantaginis, 384 nucleotides. The record is from the annotation of a GenBank genome assembly. NCBI's taxonomy places the organism in Eukaryota, Metazoa, Arthropoda, Insecta, Lepidoptera, Erebidae.
AUGGAUCGGGAAAAGUAUGAUAAAAGCUCUGUGGAGGAAGAAGAAAGAAGAAAAGUGAGUGGUACAACAAGUAUUGCAGAUAUGGGCGAUGAAAUGGAUCCUUGCGAGUGCCUGUGGAAUCACGAGUUGGCAAUGCGUCGUCUCAUCUCAUUGCUUCGUCAAGGCCAGUCUUACUGCACGGAUAGCGAGUGCCUGGAACAACUGCCAGGUCUACCCAGGCCAGAGUCAUCCGCGAACAACUUCUUAAUGAUGUUCCUUAUGAUGGCAGUUGCACUCGCCAUGUAUGCGAUGCGCCCGCGCGGCAACCAGAUACAGGAUGCUGCGAAACCUACGCAGAAUUCUCAAGACCACGACGGUGCGCCUCCGACGCCUCCGAGAAUAUAA